AUGGGACCUGCUGAAAAAAGUAUUGAGGAGAAAAAUUUAUUCAUCGAUCAAUCUCUCAAUGAUUUUCGAGCAACAGUUAUGGAAAUAAGCGAACACAUUUAUGUUAAUCCAAGGAGCUUGGAGGAUAGACUAUACGACAAAUCGGAGGUAAUCUACAUGAUGCAGCAGAUUGGUCACUUACAAGUUCCCGAAUCAGUCCAAAUGCAGGCACCAGCACCAAAGCUAGGACAAAGUAAUCCAACUCAAAAGAAGCAAGGUCCAAAAUCGGUUCCCAAAAAUGCACCAAACCCUAUUGCUGAGUUAAACGACAACGAUGAAUUUAAUCUAGAUAAAGUCAAUGGUGGGAUAUUGGAACCUAUGGAAGAAGAUGAUUUUUCCGAGACCGUAUCUGAGAAAACUUUAUCAACGAGUCAAGGUAAAUCUUUAUUCGUUUUAGAUAAAGAGGAACAGUUACCUAAUUGCUCGGAUAUUUGCAAACCUACACCGGAGAAAGAAUGCAUUGAAGAGGAAGCAGAACCCUUGCAUAGACCAGCACGGGUAAGAAGAAGAAUCAUAUCAUUGUCCUCAGAGGAAGACGUGGAUUUUACGGAGGAUGCCUCCUACUGGCCAUCUGUCGAGAGCAAAGAAGAGGGGAACACUACUGCUGCAGAAGUGGAAAUAGGUAAGUUGGCGCCUAGGAAGAGGACUCUUCCAAUAGAUCCAAGCUCCCCAAAUUACGGUAAGAGAGAGAAAAAAUGUAAUGGAGCCAAGUACGUAUCUGGAGUAAAAAGCAAGCUCCAAGAAACUGGGUUUUAUGAUGUUCCCGUGGAAUACAUCCGGCUUCCGGUAUGGAAGCAUAUUGAACGCUUUUACUUUGAUGCCAUGGUAAUCGAAGGACAACACAAAAGUAACCAUUUAGGGAACAUUCACAGGAUGCUUUGGAGGAUAGGUAACUUCAAAUUAGAGUUUUCAUCCAAAAUGCUGGAAAACGAGCGAAUCAAGGAAUUCUUCAAUUUCCUUGAACAAUGCGAGGUUUAUUAUCAGACAAUAGUUAACUAUAAUAAAUCACUAACGCAUUUGUUUAAGUAUUUCCUGCGCAUAACCAACCUGAACAGCGAAGACAAAUUGGAGUAUGACAGACUCCUUAAUGUAAAGGAUUAUUGUGAAACUAUUAUAACAGGUUACUCAAAAAAAGCUCACGAGCAGUACCGUCAAAAACUGCUGAGAAACCCCCCGCCGCCUUCACCAAAGGUUCUGUCCGACAUUGUCGAAGGGGCUCGGAAAGCUGCCGAAGAGGAACUAACAAAAAUCGAGGAGAGACUUAUCUCUAUGACAAGAGAUGGAGUUGCCUUGAUUAACAGGUAUUUAGCAGCAGAAAUAUGUCUAAGACAAGGACAUAGACAGGGUGUAGUCAUGCAUUUUUAUGUCGACCAGUAUAAGGCUUCGCUCGAAAAUCCUGAAUAUCAGAUAGCGGACAAGAACACAGGGGAAAAGGUUAUUGUUGUGCCUGUGCAUGAGCACAAAACAGCAAAGCAGUAUUCAGGUAAGAUUGUUCUUAGGUCAUACCUUCAAAACUUUAUUGAAAGGUACAUUAGAAACAUCCGUCUGGAUAUAGUGUGGAAAACACAGAACAAGAGCCCAAACAUGUUGUUGCAGUUUGAUGGUCAACCCUUCCUGAAGGUAUCUCAGGCCAUUGUUGCUCUCCAGCAAAAACUUGGCAUCCAGAAGCCCUACACCAUUAGUGAUGCCAGAAAGUCUGUGGAGACAUAUGCCAAACAUUUGGACGCCGGCCUUCAAAAGACAGUUGCAACCUUCCUAUGUCACUCGGAAGACACCAGGGACAAAGUAUACAGGCAUACUGAAAGUAAGUCCGCUGUUGAUGCUCUUGUUGCCAUUGAAAGUUUAACUAGGAUGAACACAGAAGGGGAAGAUGCCAACUGCAGCAGCGAGGCCAAUCAAGUUGCGCUAACAGGCAACGGCGACGAGGAGCAAGCAACCCCUAGAAAACGCAAGGCUGAGAGCUUUCCGUCUCCACCAAAGUCCAUCGGAAAGGGUCGAGUUAUAGAGCACCUUUUAACAAAGUUUGGUAGUUUGGCUGAAGCCAAAAUACCGAAACCCUCCGAGCUACUUACAUUUGGAAUAAAGAAACACAAGUGUGAGAAGGUUGCACGCGACGUAAGGUAUGAAAAAUUACUUCAAAUCAAUAAUGAUGUCGCUACCUAUCUGUUAAUGAAAGAGGCUAAAAGGUUGAAAGUAGGAAUUAAAGACGUAGACGUGUCGACAAUUUCCAAGUUUAGUGUGCCUGACAACGUCAGUAAAGGGAAAAAACUGGAUCAAAAACGUCUCGAGAGUACGAUGUAUGGCUUAGUCAAUUACCACAAAUCAAAGCCCGAUGUCUCUCAUGAAGACCUCUUGAGGCGUGUCAAGACGCAGGAAUGGCCUAACCUGGUAGUAAGAGAAGUUCAAGAGAAAGGCACAGGGGUCUUCACAGGGGAAUUGGCAUUCAACCGAGGAGAGGUGGUAUGCGAUUACCAUGGUGAUGACAUACCCGCGAAGGAAGGCGAACGAAGGCUACAAACCUAUGGAGACUACCAAACGGAUGGAAAUUACUUCCUAUUUUACACCAAUGCCAAAGGGAAAAAACGCUGUAUCGAUGCAGCCAACCCUUGCCCUUGUCAUCCCAACAUUAAAACAAAAGGGCGCCUCAUUAAUCACGCAGCAGGAAAUCCGAAUCUAAAAUCAACAAGACUGGUUGUGAAUGGAGAAGAACAUGUAUUUUUGGUAGCACAAAAGUUUAUUGCUCCCUUCGUCGAGCUGAGUUACGACUAUUCUGUGCGGCGAGCCGAAUCGGGGGAGAAAAUAGCCUGGCUCUCGGUAUGA
Molecule: messenger RNA, 2859 nt
Organism: Magallana angulata
Lineage: Eukaryota; Metazoa; Mollusca; Bivalvia; Ostreida; Ostreidae
Exons: 2
Coding region: 1-2859 (952 amino acids)
Molecular function (GO): protein binding
Source: RefSeq, a predicted model, not a curated record